Molecule: messenger RNA, 228 nt
Organism: Clunio marinus
Lineage: Eukaryota; Metazoa; Arthropoda; Insecta; Diptera; Chironomidae
Source: the annotation of a GenBank genome assembly
AUGUUGCAAUUGCUUGUUGAACAUAAAACGUGUCGGUCAUGCUACGCCAAUACAAACACACACAUAAAAGCAUCAAAAACAUGCACAAACUCAGAAGGCUCGUUUUAUGAACAGCAUUUCCCAAUAAUUUGGGUGCAAAGGCUUUUCUUCAUUUGUUUUGACGCCAAUUGUCCUGCCAUGUGCCUUCAAUAUUUAUUCAUGAGUUUGAGACUUGUUUUGAUCACAUGA